CAUGUAUUUUUGGCGUCUUCCCUCCUUGCCUGCCUGCCUUCGCUUCCUAUAAAGUGUUCUCGCCUGAUCAAGUGGCCAGCUUGGAUAUGAAAGAUGCUGCUUUUGUGUUCCUUCGCUUUCUUUUGUGCGUCUCUGGCUGCGGCCGGCAGAAUCCCAGUCCAGCCCGAGUGCUCUCUUGGCCCAAAGUUCUGGUGUGAGGAUUUCGGGAAAGCAGUGCAGUGUGGCGCAGUCCAGCACUGUAUGUCCACCGUCUGGAGUGACCACAAGGAGAAUGAGAAUAUCUGCACCGAAUGCUCUCAGAUGUUUCAGCUACUCAUGGAUGUCCUGGAAAGCAAGGAGGCUGUGGAUCACAUUGAGGAGACCCUGAAAUCUGCUUGUUGGCAAUUAUCAAGCGCCAGCUUGGCGACCACCUGCUUCAGCUUCAUGGAGACCAGCUUGCCUGGAUCAAUCAGCUUCUUCCAGCAGCAUGUG
Messenger RNA from Polypterus senegalus (gray bichir), 471 nucleotides. RefSeq names its product pulmonary surfactant-associated protein B-like. The record is from RefSeq and is a predicted model, not a curated record. Gene Ontology annotation, biological process: sphingolipid metabolic process. NCBI's taxonomy places the organism in Eukaryota, Metazoa, Chordata, Cladistia, Polypteriformes, Polypteridae. The transcript is spliced from 4 exons. Gene Ontology annotation, cellular component: lysosome. The annotation marks the transcript as partial.